Molecule: messenger RNA, 3627 nt
Organism: Acanthaster planci (crown-of-thorns starfish)
Lineage: Eukaryota; Metazoa; Echinodermata; Asteroidea; Valvatida; Acanthasteridae
Source: RefSeq, a predicted model, not a curated record
ACGUCAUGAAGGCAAAACCACACGGGCAGUUUCUCCGCAAUUCUUCAACCUGAAAAAAAGCACCCCGACCUAUCUCUCCCAGCACCUUUGGCUACAGAGAAAAUCAUAAACCGAAUCCUUUCACUGUCAGGUCCAUUGUAAGUAGCAUCAACUCCGUGGAUAACAGCUCACUAAAAAUACGCGGGACAUUUCAAGAACGCAAGACCGGGCUGAGGCAUUCAAGUUGCAAGCCAAUAGAACAGUGAAACAAAAGACCUGUUGCGCGUGCUCUAGGUGCACCGGACACUGUGAGUGCAGCUCUCCAAGAAUUCCUCGAGAACAAACAACGAACCGAACUGAAUGUCAAACGAAUCAAUGAACCAGUGGAGAAGAAUUGUCUGAGAACCACGUGUUUCCCCACAGUGAGAAAUUCUGCUUGCUAGCUAUCAUUUCGUCGCGGACAUCUUUGAAUGACGAUUGCCAAAACAGCAACGCUGCCAUACAAACAUGAAUUUACACCACUGGAAGUAAACAGCCGAGCCAUUGCGAGCUCUCUGGACACUAUUUGAUACAGACGAAAACAUGGGAUUCAUUAAAUGGCUUUGAAAAGGCAACGGCCUUGCUUUUGGGAAUUGUGUGCAUCAAUGUGAUUAGUGACAGCACGGAGACGGCGGAUGUCUUCAAAAAUCAACCCACGUCUCUACUCAUCAGUAUUUCGAGUGCCAUGAAACCGUGGUUUCCAUCGACAGGGACAUUAGGACAAUGCAGUACAUUAUGAUAGAUUUAUCAUUGUAGGGACCUGAUCGACAGGGAAUAUGUACCGUGAGAUUGUCAACUCAAUCGAAGGAAUACCCAAGACUGAUUUCCCACUCAUCUGCGAUUCUUGAUAAAGAGGAGAAGUGGUAGAGACAUCCAGGAGGCCGACUGGGAAAGAGCUGAUUCAACAAUGUUUCGCCCUUGUCAAUCACGUGACCUUCCCAAGUCUGAUAAUUUGGACACAACGUUGCAAGUUGUUUCAGGUUCAAGUACAAAUUUGCCUUCGAACAGUCAGCAUUGAUGUCCUGCAGUUAGCUUUUAAACCAAGUGUUUCUGCGUACAAGGAGGAUGUCUGUCUCUCUGAAAAUCUGGAAACAUUUGGGAAGAACUCAGGAAGGAGGCCGUUUCUGAUGGCUUUGUUCUUACGGCGUUGUUGACAGCAGUUCGUGCCCAACAAUGAUGUACAUAGCUUGGAGUCUGCGGUGUGAAGGUCUGGGCGACUCUUUCUUGUCUCUGAAUUUGGACCUGUCCCCUGACACCGUGCGCAUGCUGGACAGUCUCGGUUGGCACACCUCCAAAUCCAGGUACAUACAGUUAUGUACAUACUAGUAUACACUGUAUAUGCUAGAUUCAUAUUUUAAAUUUUUAAGGUCUUCUGCUUUCAACCUACCCCAAACAGUCGCUAAAUAUGCAGUUCACCAGCCCUCUCCUGUUCUACCCUUACUACGGUCUGGGCAAGCCUCCGACGCCCCAGCUCACCAGGCGUCAACCGCUGGCUCUACAACCAGUUCUCCCAUACGGAAGAAGCACAAGCAUUCCUUGUCUUCUUCUACGGGGUCCAAGCGUAAGAAGUCUCACUCCUAACAGAAGGAUGACGCUUCAGCCGACAUCAUAUCAGCGGUCGGCAUGCUCUUGGAGAAGCUCUCUUCUAUAACCAGCCGUCUGGAACCCAGUCCUGCUCACGCAGCGACGGCUCCAGAUCCGGACCCUUUGCCGGAACGUGAUCUGCAUUCAUUGAUGAUCCAAUCUUCCUUUUAUGGUUUCGUUCCUUUGACUUACACAGGUUCUAGCGCAGACUACAUCUCACUUCCUGCUCCUGUCUCUGGCCACUCAAUAAGACAUGGUGACGUUCCUCCUUCCUCUGAUCAACUCCAGAUGGAACAGGAUACAUCCUCUGAAGAUGAGGAUAUCUCCUCUACAGCCAACCUUAACCCUCCUGAGGCACGGCUCCGUCUUCUUCAGAAAGAUAUAAUCCACAUAUUAGGGCUGCCUUCUAGUCAAUCUACGGCUGAGGCCUCUUUGCAAGCUGCCUUCAAACGCCACCCCACUAGGUUUGAGGCAUCACCGCCAAUUUUCCUGGAACUUCCACUUAACCGCUCAUGCGUCGAGAUGUCAAAAGUUAUCGCUGGUGCCAAACAAUGGCGUCUGUACCCGCCCAGGGCUUUGACUUAUUUCCAGUAUGCUAGGGAGGACUUUGACAACUUCCUCUCUUUGAAUCAACUGGGAAGGGAUGUUGGCCUAUGCUUUCCCUCCAAUAUCCCUAAUACCAGCAGUUCUCCCCAAGAUCGAACGGGAACGCUGCCGAGUCCCUCUCAACACCCCCUUCUGGCCACGCCAGCCAUGGUUCCCGUGUCUGACCAGACUUCUCGUCCGGGUACCAGUGAUCCUUCCCGACAGACUGGAUCUGCUAUAUCAACCGAAGUCAGGCGUGCUUCACCCUCAUCCGAGGUCACAACACCUGACCUGUUGGCUAUUCUCAAACAGUCCUUCAGAUCAACAGGACUUUCUGAUGAAGCUGCCGAAAUGGCCUCGAAGAGUCGACACCAGUCUACACGCAGCAUCUACGACUCCAGAUUACGACAUUUUACUUUUUGGUGUUCAGAGCGAAGUCUUGCUCCGACAGAAGUUUCUGUGACUUCUAUAGCUGACUUCUUCAUGCACCUGUUCAUAUCAGAUUUCCAGGUUUCAACUAUCUGUAACUACCAGUCAGCCAUUGUGGCUGUACACGAUGGUCUCCCAGAUGGUCCAACUGUGUCCGACAAUACUGCUCUUAAACAUAUACUCCGGGAAUGUUUCUUGAACAUCCCCCAACUAAGAGACUAAUUCCUUCAUGGGAUUUGUCACCUGUUCUCCAACUGCUCACUGGUCCCCCCUUGGAGCCUCUCAGUGAUGCAUCAUUGAUCAACCUAUUAGUGGAACUGGAAUUCCUACUAGCAGUUACUACCUCACAGAGUAGCAGUGAACUGAAGGCAUUGUCCAUUUCAGAUGGCCACAUCCGAUGGGAACCUCAUGGUGUUUGUCUCAUCCCAAUGCUAAGGUCUCUUACCAAGAACCAGUCAGUUUCCUUCCAUCCUCCUGACAUUUUUGUAGCAGACAUUGCUAAACACACUGGGACUCCUGACAACAAACCAUGGUGCCCAGCGCGAACUUUUAAAUGGUACUCGGCCAAAACCAGAAAACUCAGAAGUACAGCUUCGGAGCUUUUCAUCACUACAAUAAAACCUCACCUAGCUGCGACCAAAGACACUAUAGCCGGAUGGAAAGUUUCAGGUAUCAAGUUUGCCAACCCAGAUUGGCCAAGCUCUGUGGACAAUGAAACACAACGCCUCAUCAGGGCUCAUGAUAUCCGAGCAUUUUCCACAUCAUGGGCCUACUUCAGGGGCGUACCGAUGGAGGAAAUACGCAAGGCAGCAUGAUGGAAGACCCCAUCUACUUUCCCCACAUGCUACCUCACCAAUGUUCUGCAAAAGGACUCCGCACAUGGCAGAGCGGUCCUAACAUAGGCCACAUCGAUGCCAAAGGGUUCCUCAUCGAAGCAGUCCAUCCACUGGAACGAUAUAGCAACUCCAUCAUUUGGUGAGUCGGCAAUUAAGUCUGGACAAUUUCAUUCUC